UCACUACCGUAUUGUGGUAAGGUGUGUGUUUGUGUGUGUACUAUACGAUACAAACCGUCGUUCUUCGAUAUGGCUCUGGUAUAUCGCUCAGAAAGUGACACAGAUUUAAGACAAGGGGGAUGUCGGCUGCUCUACAUUUUCAUCCUCAUCGUUUCUUUAUCAGUGGUCGUAGGAGUACCGGAUGAUCCGUUUCAAUGUAGAGAACACUCAAAAGGAUCGACCUUGUCCAGAUCUUACAACGGUGUCUGCAUUACUUUUGUCAGCGCCAGGAAAUCGUGGGAUGAUGCGAACCGGGAUUGUAGAAACCAAGGAGGACUACUAGUCAAAAUCACAGACCAGCACAUGCAGGAUUUUGUAUUUGGAGUGUUAACGUCUGAGCACUGGAGUGACACGGGGAUUUGGAUUGGUGCCACCGACCAUGAUAGCGAAGGACGGUGGAUGUGGAGUGAUGAUACCAAUAUUACGUAUUCAAACUGGCACCCAGGCGAGGGACCGGGACACGGCUUCCUGUUCUCCACGGCUGGCCUGGAGGACUGUGCCAUGAUUCGUGUUGAUGACAAUGGGCGUUGGCAUGACUACAGCUGUGGAACGUCCCUGUUCCAUCAUUCCUAUAUGUGUCAAUACGAACCCUGUUCCACAUUGCAUCCCAACGCGUCCCACGUACAAUUCUCCAGAAAUUCCUGUCUCAGUUUUGUCAAAGAUGGCAAGUCUUGGAUUGACGCUAACGUUGAGUGUAUCGGUCAAGGUGGAGAGUUGCUACAGAUACACAAUCAACCAGAACAGGACUUUAUUUACGAGCGUCUGAGGUCCCUACAUUGGAGUGACUCGGGAGCGUGGAUAGGGGCUACAGACCGUAGAAGUGAGGGACACUGGAAAUGGAGUGACGACUCGCCCGUUGAGUAUAGUCACUGGAAGCCGGGAGAGGGACCAUCUCACAAAGCCACGAACGAGAACUGUGCCAUGAUUAACGUGGAUGAUGGGAUGUGGUAUGACUACGAUUGUGGAGCCGUCAUCUAUAACCAGGCUUACAUAUGUCAAUAUAGCCAGUGAUUAGUGUAGAGAUGUGACAUAGUUAUCUCCCUUUGUAAGGUGUAUGCUUUUGACCUUUUGACUUUUUACUACUGAUUUUGUCAACUUGUGUGUUGACGGAUAUAUGCAAUGGUGCAUCUUUUGCACUACCAUUAUAUAUGUGAUCAAUGCCUGUUUUCCCUGAUGUUGAUUUAGAUAAUCGUAAGUGAAGAAAACCCUAUUAGUGUCAUUUUAAACAAAUUGAAUAAUUAUAUUGAUGUUUCAAUAAGUAACAUAUUAUUUUAUUUUAAAGUAGAGAUGGGGAGGAAAUUUAUCACUCCGCGUGGUGAGAGAAUAUAUCAGAUAUACAUCUGCACAGAGGUGGAGGACGAGCUCCACUUUAUGUUAAAAUGCUCUAUCUUAAGAGACAUACGGGUUAAUUUUUUAACCUUCGUUGAAAAUCCUAUUUUGCAAAAUGUAGUCAAUCUGUUUAGCUUAUCUGAUAGUACACUGCUUAAAAAAAGAUGUUUAUAUAAAAAUGUCAAUGGUGUUAUACAAGAGAUACAAGAAACUAAUAUGUCAGAACAUAAAUACAUGCACGAUUGUCUGAUGUCAAAAUGUUGAAACGGUACUGUGGGCUGGAGGCAUUUUUGUGCAAAUAAACCAUUGUUAUUG
Mizuhopecten yessoensis (Yesso scallop) is the source of this 1683-nucleotide messenger RNA. Its product is annotated as C-type mannose receptor 2-like. The transcript is spliced from 6 exons. Lineage: Eukaryota; Metazoa; Mollusca; Bivalvia; Pectinida; Pectinidae. The coding region runs from base 70 to 1050 and encodes 326 amino acids. The record is from RefSeq and is a predicted model, not a curated record.